AUGGAAGUUCGCGUACGCCAUACACCAAUGAACGACCGCGUCCAUCGACCGUCAAACAGCGAUUUUCAGAGUCACGACGCGUUGCACGGCCACGUUCGGUGUCAGAUACCUUUCGACCGUCUGCCCACCUUUGCUGAUCACAGUGGGCGUGGGAUGAAAGUGGACGCGCGUAUCAACGAUAGUCCAACUGCUCUGUUCCCUACGUACGACGAGAUGACUUUCUAUUCGAGCAACCUACUUGAGGUGAAGCGGAGCAUGUGUCAAGCAGGCCCAUCGCUUCGGGCUUUGUGUAACGCCCGACACCCGGUGAAGGGCUCGAGCGGUGCGAAGACGAAGGCCGUGUAUCUGCUGUCCGAGAAACAGCGACUGCGCGAGCUCCGUCGAACACGACAGAUUCGAUACCGGAGGAAGAAGGAGCAGUACAUCUUGGACCUGCAAGAGCAGACGCGAAAGCUACGUCGUACGAUCGACGAACUCGAGCAGUAUCGCCGCCUUCGAUCCGACACUGUUGUCACGCAAAUGAACGCCUGGCGAUUCGCAGCGGAGUACUUUCGACUCUUUCGCUACGGCGUGCGUUUCAAGGAGGGAUCGAAGACGUCCGAGACCGCUGAGAGCGCCCAGUUGGAUUUCUUGCGAAACUCCAUGACGGAGGACUUGGUAUACAACGCUGAGCAUGGCGUCGUUUGUAUGCUUCAGACCUGGCGACAAACGUCGUGCUGGUUUGCUCCCGUAAGGCUGGAAGUGGAUCGUUUAACGAAAGACGCAACGGGCUUUCUUGUUGCCAAUACUCUAUUCACCGUCACGAUCUCGGAGCAAACGCUGCGCGACGUGUUUCCUCACCUGUGCAACAACGAUGGCACGAUGUCAGCGCUGGCACAAAAGCUGCUAGGCCAAGCGAUUGCAAUGCGCGGCUCCACGCGUUUCAAGUGGGAUGAUGCGCUCGGUCGCGUGGCAAGUGUCAUGAGCCAAUCGGAUAUGUUGACACCGUUGCUGCGGAUCCUAGGGAGCGUGAACGACGUGUCGCGAGUGUUCGACAAAGCCCUUAUCACGCCCGAUUUCCAGCUAGUGGCCGAAGAGCGGUAG
Hyaloperonospora brassicae is the source of this 1083-nucleotide messenger RNA. The record is from the annotation of a GenBank genome assembly. Lineage: Eukaryota; Oomycota; Peronosporomycetes; Peronosporales; Peronosporaceae.